This is a messenger RNA of Apis florea (little honeybee), 1161 nucleotides long. RefSeq names its product Receptor of activated protein kinase C 1 (gene Rack1). The record is from RefSeq and is a predicted model, not a curated record. NCBI's taxonomy places the organism in Eukaryota, Metazoa, Arthropoda, Insecta, Hymenoptera, Apidae. Gene Ontology annotation, molecular function: translation regulator activity; protein binding; ribosome binding.
GAUUUAUAUUUUGUACAUAUGAGUUGCACAUCUACAAAAGAUAUAAGUCGUGAUAAUAUACAUAUUUGAAAAGGGGAGGUUCAUCGUUCUUUUCGUUCAACGUGUUGUUGAAUGUGAAUCGUAGAACGGAAUCUAUUUGAAUCUAUAACGUAAAAUACUUUAACGUAAUUGUAAAAUGACUGAAACUCUUCAAUUAAGAGGUACUCUUCGGGGACACAAUGGAUGGGUUACCCAAAUUGCUACAAAUCCAAAAUAUCCGGAUAUGAUAUUGUCUUCUUCACGAGAUAAAACUUUGAUUGUGUGGAAAUUAACACGUGAUGAAGCUAAUUAUGGUAUUCCUCAAAAACGCUUGUAUGGUCAUUCUCAUUUUAUUAGUGAUGUAGUUCUAUCGUCUGAUGGUAAUUAUGCUCUGUCUGGUUCAUGGGACAAAACUCUUCGCCUUUGGGAUUUGGCUGCAGGUCGUACCACAAGAAGAUUUGAAGAUCAUACCAAGGAUGUCUUAAGUGUUGCCUUUUCUGUGGAUAACCGUCAAAUUGUCUCUGGUUCUCGAGAUAAAACAAUUAAAUUAUGGAAUACUCUAGCUGAAUGCAAGUAUACUAUUCAAGAUGAUGGGCACACAGACUGGGUCAGUUGUGUACGUUUUUCGCCAAACCAUUCAAAUCCCAUUAUUGUUUCUGCAGGUUGGGAUAAAUUAGUCAAGGUAUGGAAUUUAACAAACUGCAGAUUGAAAAUCAAUCAUUGUGGACAUACUGGAUAUCUUAAUACAGUUACUGUGUCACCUGAUGGUUCGCUUUGUGCUUCUGGUGGCAAGGAUUGUAAGGCUAUGUUAUGGGAUUUGAAUGAUGGAAAACAUCUCCAUACCUUGGAUCACAAUGAUAUUAUAACAGCUUUGUGCUUUAGUCCUAAUCGCUAUUGGCUCUGUGCUGCAUUUGGACCUUGGAUCAAGAUAUGGGAUCUUGAAACCAAAGAGAUGGUUGAAGAAUUAAAACCAGAGGUUGUAUCUGCAACAAGUAAAGCAGAACCACCUCAUUGUUUAUCUUUAGCAUGGUCUACUGAUGGACAAACACUCUUUGCUGGUUAUUCUGACAAUACUAUCCGUGUCUGGCAAGUUUCUGUGACUAGCCGUUAAAUGUUUUAAAUUAAAAUAAAAUAAGAAACGAA